AUGUUUUCCUCGAAGCUCAAGGGCACCAUCCAGGCCGCCGAAACCUGGGAGGAGCUUCCUGGUAUUGACAAGGUCAUCCGCAAGGCCCAGAGCUUGAGGCAUGACAAGCCGCUCCGCAAUCUUCAGGAUCUCUUCUAUGACUCCCAGCCCGAGGAGUUGCCUUGGAUCCGCACGGAAUGUGUAAUUGACACGGUUCAAGCUGCCGCCUACCUUGGCCAGGCUGUCGUGUUCCUCUACAAGGCCAUUGACUACGAUGGGCUCGAGUGCCCGAACAACUCGCCAGUUGGAUGCGCCGCCAGUGUCGCGGGCUUCAUCACGUCCAUCAGCUGGAUCGCCUCGUACCUGUCCUUUGCGGCGAACGCCUGCGGCCAGGCUGUCAACAACGGUGCGUUGUGUGCGGGCGAUUUCACAGCUCUUGUCGCCAACUUCGGCGAGAUCGCCACCGUGGGCGCUGCUGCCAGGGCGGACUGCAACUUCGGCAAGAACGCCCUCCAGAUCCUCACACGGACCGAGACGAUCUCGCCUCCCUGGAAGGAGUUCGUUCCCGCGGGAGCCUCGCCGGCGGUCGACAAGGCCUUGAAGAUCAAGGGGCACAAGGACCAGCAGCGCAACCGUGACUACGACAUCGUGCAGUGCGCCGUGGACGUCACCAACUCCGCUUCCUACAUUGUCCGAGUCAUCCUUCAGAUUCGCGCCGCGGGCAGCGCCUGCGCAGACCCCAAGUCCUGCGCGGUUGGCAUCAUGAACAUCAUCUCCUCCUUCGCCUGGAUCUCCCAGUUCACGGCCCUUGCCGUCUCGGACUGCCAAGUGGGUGCCGACCAGAAGGCUCUUUGCACAGCGGACAUCUCCGACAUGGUUGCCGCGCUGACCAACGGCCCGGCUGCCGGCAUUGCCUCCACCUCGGUCUGGAACAACAAGGACUUCGAGACCUUCUUCGAAGGUCACUACGAAGAAUGGGACUUCGACCAGAAGAAGUCCCGCGUCCGCAUGCGACCAGACGGACCCCUGAUGCGACAAGCUUCGACACAGCCAACCACGAUAAGUAAUGGUGGCGACCAGUCCCCAGUUGCCAUGGAGACGGAGUCCUCUGGACUCGCCGAGUUGUUCAGCGCAAAUCGUGUAGUCCUCACACCCCAGGUGCAGAUGGAAGGCACGGCCAAGCCAAGUCGCAUCACGGCCGUCGACGGCAGUCACUUGGUAAGAAGUAGCCGGCUGCAGAAGUCAGGCUCGGCUUCCCACUCGACCAAGAGCUUCGAGAAUGAGGCAGGUCUUCAAGCUCCACGGUUGAAGCCAAAGGAUGCGGAAUCCCUGCAGGCACACUGGAAGCAGUUUCUGGAAGCAGCCGGCGGCGAGGAGAAUGCCGGGAAGGAGUUCUACCAGCUCCUGUUCGAAAAAGAGCCAGAACUCAAAGUCCUGUUCACUGGCCCAGAAGUGGCUCAGUGGUCCAGCUUUAUGCGGCACAUGUCGCGGAUCAUCGCGAUAUGCCACCAGCCGGAGCAGCUCAGGACGAUCGUGGAGAACCUGGCAUUUCUGCACAUGAACUUUCCCAUCUCUCAGGACGGCAUCUAUGCCUUUGCCGAGUCCCUACUGGAGUGCUUGGAGCAUACGUUGCCCGAUAUCCAGCCUACGGUGAUGGAGCAUUUGCUGGAGACCCUCACUGAGAUCACGAAUUACAUUGGGCAGGUCAUCGCACAAGUGAGAGAGAACUGCGCCGACAUGCACAACCUGUUGAAGACAAGUUGGAAGCAGGCGCAGGAGAGAAACAUGCAACCCACUGCUGCUCCUCCGCCGGAGGAGACCGAUCCGGACCUUCCAAGCAUUGACUUCGACUCGGACGAAGACUUCGACGAGCCCACCAUGACGGAGGGCAAGGAGGGCAAAGAUGACAAGAAGACGCCCAAGAAGGGCGACGAUACACCAAAGACCACCGUCACCAACAACCUUCCCACCAGCUUCCAAGACAUGUUUCAAAUCAAUGCUGCGGUGAUGGGCUUCAGCCGCAGCUCCAACACGUGGAUGCCGGUUGUUCUCGAGGCCAUCGAGCGCAUCGUCUUGCAUGUCAGUAGCGCGAGCCGCAUACGCGAAGAAGUGGACAUCUUGGCCCUGCGGUUGCAGAACUACGUUCCUGGCCUGACUCUCUCGGAAUUCAAGGCAUGUUUGCUGGCCGCACUCCGGUCCACGCUGCCGCAGGUUUGGACGCCGAAGCACGAGGCGGCUUGGGGAUUUCUUUGGGACAAUGUGGUGAAGAUCGUGAAUGUGAACAUUGAGCGGACGUCCUCCUACGAGCCGUCCCUGUCCGGCGUCUAUGACGCCAUGUCCGCCGGACGCUUCUUGAAAAUCAAGAAGGAGUUCUUCACGGCAUUUUUCGAGGUGGCGCCUGUGGGCCAGAACUACUUUAAGCAAUCUCUGACCCGUCUCCUCUUCAUCGCAGACAAGGUGCUGUUCUUUUCCUUGGAGAUGCUGAGGCAACCCAAGAAGAUGGUGUCGGAGAUGUCUGCGCUGGGGCUGAAACACGUAGGUUUCGGCAUCCCCACUGACCUCUUCACUCCCUUCAUCAGUGCUUGCAUCACGGUCUUCCGUCGCCUCAGCUAUCAAACGCCAGAUGGCAAGGCGAAAGAAGCUUUCGAAUGGGCCAUCAUCUUAGUCGCGAGAGUUCUGGUCCGUGCGAUCAAGGAAGGCUCGACUGUCGUCAUGACCGCCAUCAAUGCCAACAAUGUCAAGGGCUUGCAGAAAGCCCUUGCUGCAGCUCCGCGUGGGGAGCGCGCGACAUGGCUACUGCAUAUCCAAGUCGGAGACCAGUUCAUCUCCCCCUUCGUUUGGGCGUUGGAGAAUGGCAGCGAGACGAUUUGCCAUGCCAUGCUGAAGGAUUUGCUGAUGAUCCGUGCCGAUCGCUCCCUGUACUACUACGGCGCCGACGAGCUGUUUGCAAAGCAUCAAGACGUGGUCAAGCGGCUGACUGAUCGCACCCCUGCAUUGCUGCGCACCUUGUUGGAUGGUCUCGUGUGGAGAUCCCAGCGCACAGAAGCCAACGGCACGUUACGGCGGGUAAACUACUUUGUGAAGUAUGUUCUCGAAGAUGCGAAGGGCAAGUUCUCUCCGUCUUUGAAGAACAUUUCGGCCUCUGGGGAUCCGAGUAUCGUCUCUCACCCCCUCGUCAGCGUCGUGGUAGAGCUUCUCUGGGCAGGCGUCGUGCGCCGUCAGUUCAUUGUGUCCCGUAUAUGGAACAUCCUCAACCUGAUCAUCUUCGUGAUGGGGCAAGAGAUCACUCCGUCGAUGAUUGCCCACAAUGGCCCCUCCAAUGAGCUUUACAGCCUGCUGUUCUUCUUUCGAAUGUUCAGCUACAUUGUGGGCAUGGGUAGGCUGCUGAUGCUGCAGCUCCACCGCGUUUGGAUCUGGUCCCGAGACACCAUGCGCCGCAUCAUUGCAGACAUCGACACGGAUGGCAAUGGAGAGAUCGACUACGAGGAGAUGAAAGAGGCGUUAUCGCGCUUCAAAGACACCGUGAAAGGGGAGAUCCGAAAGGCUUUGAAAGUGCUGCGCAAUGACGAAGACCUCGAGGAAAUGAACUCCGACAAGAAAGACCUGGCGAACCAGGAGAAGAACACGUACAACCGAAUCAGCUUCACUGUGAUGCUGAUGCUGGUGCUUAUGAUGUUCCUGGAACCCAUGCUGCUUUGCGCGAACGAGCCGAACUGGCCGACUGAUGACUGCUCGCACGUUACUCCGCUCAGUAGAUAUUGGUAUUCUGUCUUUGGGAUGAUCGCCAUGAUCGUUCACUGGCUUCUGCUGAUUGACAUGACGAUCUUUUCCACGCAGCUUUCGGCCUUCUUGCUGGUUGUGGGCCACGUGCUGGGCGAGGUGAAGCAGUUCUUGAUCGCCCUGACGUUCUUGCUGCUUCUCUUCGGGAGUAGCAUCAGCAUCCUCUGUGAUCGGCGAUGUGGUGACGAUGGGGGAGACUUCAACGACAUGUGGAAUGCGAUCAUCUCGCUGUUCUCCAUCACUGUGAGUCUCUACCAGGGGGACUUCCGCGAAAUCCAGCCUGACCCCAUGCUCCUGAUGAUGAUCUACCUCUUUCUUCUAGUCUCCGUGGUGCUCUUGCUGAACCUGCUGAUUGCGCAGUUGAACCAGACGUACGAGUACAUCAACAAGGAUGUUCUCGGCUUCGCCAGACUCAAUCGGGCAUCGCUGGUCGUCGAUGCUAUGGCCUCCUGCCCCAAAUCCAAGUGGAAGAAGUUCGUUGCCGAUCUCAAGCUCGACGAGAAGAGGGAGUUUGAUGAAGGCGAUUUGGGCCUGCCAGGCUGCAUCCAGAGCCACGAGGCCGCGGGACUCCACCGGCAGAGCGAGGAGCAGAUCCGUCGCUAUGGAGGUUCGACGCUGCCAUCUUUGCCCUGGCCAGAGGACAAGGCCAAGAAAAGUGGGCCCGCAGAGGACACUCCGGAAGCGCGUCUUGCCCACAUCGAGUACCUGCUGGAGAAGGCAGUGCGCCGCAAGCACCAUCGUGAGGGCAGUUCCGACUCCCACUCUCAUGAUGCAUCCGGGAGCUCCAUGGGCAGCUCUGGCGGCAGUUCCCUCAGCGGAAGCAGCAUCAACGACUCGGAAGACUCGGAGGGUUAG
Messenger RNA from Symbiodinium sp. CCMP2592, 4614 nucleotides. NCBI's taxonomy places the organism in Eukaryota, Dinophyceae, Suessiales, Symbiodiniaceae. The record is from the annotation of a GenBank genome assembly.